Messenger RNA from Somion occarium, 1203 nucleotides. The record is from the annotation of a GenBank genome assembly. NCBI's taxonomy places the organism in Eukaryota, Fungi, Basidiomycota, Agaricomycetes, Polyporales, Cerrenaceae.
UUCAAAACUCCUGGCUUGUCCUUCGCAGCAGCCACCGCUGUCUUCAUAUUCAUCUAGCACGAGGAGGGCUAUAGGAUGUUGGCACGAGUGGGACGCGUCUCACCACCGACCGCAAUUCAUAUAUGGACCAGGUCAUACAUGUCCGUUGACCCUCCCUUGGUCUAUCCGAGGAUAAAAGGCCCUCGCAGGUAUGGCGAGAAGAAAACAUUCAUCUAUAACCACUACUCCCGUAUCUUUCAACAAAGCGCGUCUUCUCCUAUUAUCCUCCUCCAACACUCAGACUUCUCAAUUCCUCGCCUUAUUGCCCUCCGACGCGAAAUUGCGGCUGCGGCUUCUCGCCAUGUCACACCUACGCCCUCAUUUGCUUCCCCAACACCCGCACCUAUUUCGACAACACCCCCGUCGCCGCAAUUACCAAAGUUGAUGUUCUUGAAGAGCUCAAUAUUUGGUGUUGUGCUGCGAGAUCAGGCACCCAAGGACACUGCAAUCGCAAAACAAAUUGCCGACAUGGUUGAAGGUGGACUCGCUAUUCUGACGCUUCCCGAGCUUAAUCCACCUCAGCUCCAAGCUGUCCUCAAGACCAUGUCGCGUGCAGUACCACCGCGUAAGCCCAAGACACCGGAGCAAAUUGAGCUUGAGAAGAAAGAGCUCGAGAAGACGUUCGUCCCAGGUCGGGGUGUCAGACGGUUUAAGCCUGAUCCUAUACCGGACCUCAAAGUAGUGGGAGCGUUGAUUGAAGGGAGAGUAUUCAAGGCGGAGGGAGUUCAAGACGUCGCGAAACUACCUAAUCUCGACACGCUUCGUGCACAGGUGGUAGGAUUACUCAGUGCACCCGCAACGCAAUUAGCGAUGGUACUUAGUGAGGCGAGCGGGGGAAAGUUGGCAAGGACAUUGGAGGGUCUGAAGAAGAGUCUCGAGGAUGCGCAGUCGCAGGAUGCAUCUCCACCCAGUUCAUAGACUCGAUAGAUACUCAUAGUCUUACACUUUACAACUGGUGGUGUUACCUUCGGUAUAAACUACUCAUUCAUAAUUUGGCGGAAUCCUGAAGCUGAAUAUGCCAGUAAAUAUGCAGAGCGGUGCAGAACAUAACAGGAAUUAACAAGAAGGUACAAUGUGAGCAAACCGAUACAUGGAUGUAAUGCCGAACACUAUCGUCGCUUGGAGCUCCUGCUGUCGUCCAUCCCAGGCGAGCCUCUUCGCUUC